UUCUCUCGCGAGAUCUGACAAGACUGCGCGCGACGCAAACACGGCGAGGAUAAAGCAAGAUGGCGUCUGACGGUGAAGACGUUAUUGCAGUGUUCUUAAUCUGUGCGUCCAUGUACACAUAUAUGUCCUUUUUACACUCUAUUAAAUAGAGUAAUAAUAACUGUUUGUAUAUUAGUCUGAGCGCACUUUGAUGCUUCUCCAGCUAGCUUAGCUUGCUAGUUAGCUUAGCUCGUUAGCUGCUAACAAAGAGAGGCGGAAGUGAUGAAAACACAUCGCUAAGCAGAGAUCAAGUGUGAGUGUAAAGUGUUGUGAUUGUGUGAAAAUGUGCGAAGGAACCAUAGCAGAGUACGAGGAGGUACUUUGUUCAACAAAAGAGGAGAAGGAGCGACAACAUCAAGUUGUGUUACACACAACAGACAUCCAUCAGCUGAUUGGACACCAAGAAGAAUGUCUCCCUCAUCUGCAGGGGGACAGUUUCACUUCAGCGGAUCCACAGCCCUCACAUUUUAAAGGGGACAAGGAGGAUUCACAGCCCCCAUAUUUUAAAGAGGAAGAGGAGGGAGAGAGUCCUGUAGGGCAGGAGGAGGAUGAUGUCAUGACUGUUGUCUCUGUGAAGACUGAAGAGCAUGAAGACAAAGCACCUGAGUCCUCACAGCUUCAUCACAGUCCAAAUGUCCAGCAGCCCCUUCACAAUAAAGAGGAAGAGGAGGAUCCACAGCCCACCCACAUUAAAGAGGAAGAGGAUGAUCCACAGCCCACCUACAUGAAAGAGGAAGAGGAGGAUCCACACAUGAAAGAGGAAGAGGAGGAUGAUGUCAGCAAGUUUCCACUGACUGUUGUCUCUGUGGAGACUGAAGAGCAUGAAGACAAAGCACCUGAGUCCUCACAGCUUCAUCACAGUCCAAACGUCCAGCGGGUGUCAGCGGGGAGUCAUGAAGAGGAGUGGCACACCAGUGUGGGACAGAAGGAGCUACAGGCUCCCUCCCACAUUAAAGAGGAGCAACUUCAUGAUGAAGAUGAAGCUCAGUCCUUACAGCUUCAUCACAGUCAAAGUGAGGAGAACAGAGGGGCGGAGCUUGUAAGUCAACACAUCACAGAAGCUGAUGGAGAGCAUUGUGAAGAUAUAAAGUCAGAACCAGACAGCAUCUUUGCUCCACUGUCAGACAUGGACCACAUGAUGUCACACUCUUCUGAUCACAGUGACCACAUCCAAAAACCUUUGGAGAGUAAAAAUGACUCGAAAGGUGAUACGAGACAUCACACUAACAACAAACACUUUGACUGCUCUCAAUGUGGGAAAUCAUUAAGACAGAAGAUUGAUUUUACAAGACACAUGAGAACACAUACUGGAGAGAAACCUUUUAGUUGCUCUGUUUGUAAGAAGAGUUUCUCCAGAAAGGAAUACAUGACCACACACAUGAGAACACACACUGGAGAGAAACCUUUUACUUGCUCAGUUUGCGCCAAAAGAUUCAACACUAAAAAGAAAAUUAUAUUACACAUGAGAACACACACUGGAGAGAAACCUUUUAGUUGCUCUGUUUGUAAGAAGAGUUUCUCCAGAAAGGAAUGCAUGACCACACACAUGAGAACACACACUGGAGAGAAACCUUUUACUUGCUCAGUUUGUGCUAAAAGAUUCAACACUAAAAAGGAAAUUUUGUUACACAUGAGAACACACACAGGUGAGAAACCUUUUACUUGCUCUGUUUGUAAGAAGAGUUUCUCCAGAAAGGAAUACAUGACCACACACAUGAGAACACACACUGGAGAGAAACCUUUUACUUGCUCAGCUUGCGCUAAAAGAUUCAACACCAAGUAUGACAUGAUAUUACACAUGAGAACACACACAGGUGAGAAAACUUUUACUUGCUCUGUUUGUAAGAAGAGUUUCUUCUGUAAGCAAAGCAUGACCAGACACAUGAGAACACACACUGGAGAGAAACCUUUCCCUUGCUCUGUUUGUAAGAAGAGUUUCUCCAGAAAGGAAUGCAUGACCACACACAUGAGAACACACACAGGUGAGAAAACUUUUACUUGCUCUGUUUGUAAGAAGAGUUUCUCCAGAAAGCAAAGCAUGGCCACACACAUGAGAACACACACUGGAGAGAAACCUUUUACUUGCACUGCGUGUGAUAAAAGGUUCCGGUUUAAGAAUCAGGCCAGUAGACACAAGUGUGUAACAGUCAUGGAAGCUGCAGGGAUUUAAAAACACUUAAACAGUGAUUGUGAUAAAUGUAGUUUAAAAACACAGCAUGUUUAAUAAGAAUGUAUAUUUGAUGUUGUAUGUAGUGCUUCUCAUCUUCUAGUCUUAUAUGUUGUCCUGUAGUUACUGUUUAAGUUGUGUGCAUGUAUUGAAUAUUAUAUAUGUAGCUACUAUUUUAUUUUAUUUUCUAAUUGUUAAAGAGAGGACAUCUAAUUAUCAUUUGUAUUUUUUUCACACAUUUUUUGCUUUGCAUUUUAUUGAUGUUAUUAUCCAAUUAAAAGUAUGAAUGAAUAAAAUGGUUAACAAAAUGUGGACUCUGGUAGAUUAGCAGCAUUGUUACAUCAUGGAUGUUAACUACUGCAAAACAUCAACAAAGAACAAAAAUGCUGAAGUUAGCAACACAUCACUGAACUUUAGAGCCAUCGUGAGUGGAGUUGCUUGUUUUUAUUGCUGCAUUUGUACUUAUUUCACCUCACAUCUUCACUUUUAAUCCUAAAGUCUUCUUCAAAUAUAUUGUUGUAGGCUUCUAACAUUUAUGUUUCUGAUGUGUGUGUAGUCUGUGCAAAGGGUUGUUGUCCCUUGUGGAUCCAAUUGUUCACUUACACAGAUACAUCUUCAUCAUCAUCAUCAUCAUCACCGGCACAAUACUGGACGAAACCUUAGCAUUAAUGUUUUAAUAUAAGUGUGACCUCAUUAUUCCUUGAUAAUAACACUAAAAUUACAGAUUUAAGCACUGUAUUAUAAAUAAAUGGGUUAUGCUUGUAUAGCGCUUUUCUACCUUCAAGGUACUCAAAGCGCUUUGACACUAUUUCACACACACAUUCACACACUGAUGGCGGGAGCUGCCAUGCAAGGCCCUAACCACGACCCAUCAGGAGCAAGGGUGAAAUGUCUU
Molecule: messenger RNA, 3101 nt
Organism: Entelurus aequoreus (snake pipefish)
Lineage: Eukaryota; Metazoa; Chordata; Actinopteri; Syngnathiformes; Syngnathidae
Product: oocyte zinc finger protein XlCOF6-like
Exons: 4
Coding region: 323-2209 (628 amino acids)
Biological process (GO): regulation of transcription by RNA polymerase II
Molecular function (GO): RNA polymerase II cis-regulatory region sequence-specific DNA binding; DNA-binding transcription factor activity
Source: RefSeq, a predicted model, not a curated record